This is a messenger RNA of Puntigrus tetrazona (Sumatra barb), 3692 nucleotides long. It is a transcript of the gene rwdd3, whose product is annotated as RWD domain containing 3. Gene Ontology annotation, molecular function: protein binding. Gene Ontology annotation, biological process: positive regulation of protein sumoylation; positive regulation of hypoxia-inducible factor-1alpha signaling pathway. Lineage: Eukaryota; Metazoa; Chordata; Actinopteri; Cypriniformes; Cyprinidae. The coding region runs from base 131 to 904 and encodes 257 amino acids. The record is from RefSeq and is a predicted model, not a curated record. The transcript has 4 exons.
UGUUUCUGUAGCAGUGUUUCUACACGGAAUAUGGUAAUGUAGUACAACAGCAAACUGAUCAUCAGACGUAAACGUUAUACAGUGUAAACAUCAUAAAUCAUAAUGUCGAGAUUUGUAGACGGGCUGCAAAAUGUCGAGGGAAGCGUACGAUGAAAUAUCCGUUUUAUCCGCCAUAUACUGCGAACAGGACGAAUUCGAGUUGCUAGAAGAGUCACCUGAGAGGGGACUGGUCUACCGAGUACACACACUGAUUGAAAGAAACAAUGAGAAGACACCGCUUGACCUUACGUUCCACGUCUGUCCUGACUACCCUCAGGACCCUCCGGAUGUCAGCAUCUCUUCCACCCGCUUAUCAAGAAAACAGUGUCACGACCUGAGGCUGCAUUUAAUGGAAACGGCACGAUCACUUCCACCAGAGCCCAUGGUCCACGACUUAAUACUGUGGCUUCAGGAAAACUUCUCAGACUUGAUCGAAACGUCAAGCUGUGAUUCAGCGGAGAACGGAUCAGCAUCCACAGAAGAAACCUGGACCGCUCUACUGCACUUAGAUCACAUGAGGUCCAAAGCAAAAUACAUCAAACUGAUCGAAAAAUGGACUUCAGAGCUGUGCCUCACUGGGAGACUCUUUACGGGGAAGCCGAUAUUGGUUCUUCUGCAAGGAAGAAAGGAAAAUAUUAAAGAAUACAUCCACUUUCAGAAGACGGUUAAAGUCGAUGUCGAUUCUUCAGGGAAACGCUGUAAGGAAAAGAUGAUGAGUGUCCUGUGCGAGAUUCCACAGCCGGAGAAAGUAGCGUUGUCUACAUUUGAAGUAAAAGAUAUUUUUUCACGCGAUGACCUCGAAAGGGAGUUUGAUCUCAUUGGACUGACUGAGCUUUACAAGCGGUUUGUGUGCUCUCUGGUCUGACGUCACACACACUCUCUCCACUGGGUGGAGCCGGACUCUAUUACUAUCCACAGCUCUUUGAUGCAAUCCCGGCAUAAAGGUGGUAUAUUCUCAGCUGUUACAUAUGACGACAUGUCUCCUCAUGGAGCUGAACUGGCGUAAAUGCUCACAACAAUAUAAAAUGUGUGGCAAAACUGGUUGUCAUCGCUGAGGUGUGCGACAAAAUCUCAACAACCCAUUUUAAUGGUGCAAAGGAAAUAAUUCAAUAUUAUUAUUAUUUACCUGUUUUAUAUGAAGAGUUCUCCCAAAAAUUAAAACUGAUGAACAGGUGAAUGAUGAGCUGAAAAACAUCACAAGAAUCCGCUCAAUCAGUUAACAUCUUAUGAAGUGGAAAGCUGUGUGUUUAUCUUUUUUAAACUCUUGCUUCUGUCUAAAAUGCCAAAACGGACAAAAAGUCAAUUUCUACCGGAGGAAACGUUAUUAUUAUGGAUUACAGAGAGCUAUUUUGCACAGAACAAGGACUUUACAGUUAAAAUGGAUAUGCGUUUAAAUUGUCAUUCCGACGGCACCCAUUCACUUUCAGAAGGUUUUGAGCAACUGAUAUAAUGCCACAUUUCUCCAAAUCUGCUCGGGUGAAGCAAAAAACUCUUCUACGUCUCGAAUCGUACAUCUCGUUUUCAUUUCUGGGCGAACUAUUCCUUUAGGGUGGCAUUAGUGCUAAUUUUAUGUUGCGUUAUUAACUUUUUUUGCCCAAAUUGACUGAAAUGAUAUGCAUGAUAUUUAAUAUGUAUAAAUUUAAUGACAGCAGCAUUCAACCUGUUGAUGACGAGAAGAUCCAAAGUUUAGCAGUAGAUCCUUUGACCAUCUGCACAAAGAGUCCCAUUAUUUAUACAGCGUCUCGAAUUUACGGACUUGAUUAGUGAAUUAAGUUUCUCAUGUGUGGAAUCUUUUGACUCCAAAGUAAGAGUGGUAGCAGAUACGUCCCCAGUCAUGCAGCUUUGAAUUGCAAUGUCGGAGUUAAAGCUCUAGAGGGCAAAAACAAGCCGCAGUCACCGCUUCAGUUUAUUUAAGGCGAAAUCAAUUAUCUCACCAGCUUCUCGCCGUAAGAACAAACACUAACUACAAAGUUUUCUUCUUAAUGCUAAGAACAGAACUCGGUGUGUUUCUUUAAUACAAUUAAGACAAAGUAAAUCUUUGGCGUGAGGAUGCUCUUUAAAUUAAACUUGUAAAUUGAAUUUGGCACACUCGCUGACCUUAAAGACAGCUUCAAACAAAUUAAGACUCAUCUUUUAAUUUAUGGUUACUUUUCUGCAGGUUAAUAAGCGAUGCGUUUUAUAAGAGAGUGGUUAUUCAACAUCAACUUUAAUUAGGCGAAAGGUACGAAGCUGUUCUGUUUUUAGCUCUGUUUUUCAUACACCCACACGCAAGCGUUCUAUAGCUGGCUGUCAUCUUAUGUUUAUCUUAUACACAUUGAGCAGACAGCUGUUGCCUAGGAGGGUCCAGAAGCAAUUGACAUGAAAUUACUUUUUUUAAACAUAAUUAACAAGGCUUAAUGAAAAUCACCUCCUCGCCCUUUACAAUGAUCCACUCUGAACUAUAAAUUCACCUUGCCUGACCUUUUCCCUGACAUGUUCUUACAAAACAACACUGCUUGUUAAAUGUCAUCCACUCAGUGGCAUUUACUUGUAUAAAACAGGGCUUUGAUCCGGAGGAGAAGCACACUUUCCUACCUUUCCUAGUCCAGGAGGCCACGCUCGGCGACCCCACGCACCUGUUACCUGUUGAAUAUUUUAAUUACGGCCCAUUAAAAUGUACAAAGGUUAGGUUAAACUUAAAAUUUAUUGGCCAAAUGACAUUUUAAUUUGGCAAAUUAACGCUACAUCUAUGACUUUUGUUCUUUGCUUUUUUUUUUUUUUCUCGAUCUCGCUAUAAGCGGCGAUUUGGAAUUCUGUCCGACCGCCGAAGACCGGUUAAAUCAAUGCAGGGGCACGAAUGAGUCGAAGCGAUGCGGCCCUCCGUGUCCAACUUUACCCCGGGUCCAUGCAGUAUGAACUCUGUCACAAGCAGGCCCUCGACAGCCGGAUCUCGUGUCGCACAAACCUCAGUCUGGAGGAUCACGCUACUUUAAUUUCAAAAUAAAUAGAAAAGGGUCAAUCCUGCUGUGCACUGCAUUUUCAUACGGCACACGCCUUAAUAUUGGAUAAUGCAUUAACAUUUUUAAAGAAAGGGAAAUCGUAUUACUUUUCAUUUAAAUUUAAUAUAAGUAAUUAAAUCAUAAAUCAUUUGGAGUGGUUGUUAUUAUUUUAUUUGAAUCAUUUAAUUUCACUAAUUGUGACUGAUAUUAUUUGCUUAUUUAUCUACCAUGUUGUCAAGUGCUAUAAAACUUUUAAUACACACACACACACACACACACACACACACACACAUAUAUAUAUUUGUUACAAAAAGUUAUAUUAAACAAAGAAGCUGUAAAGGGAAACUGAUGACAUUUAUGAUCUCAGUUGGUUUUUCUCACUUUUUCACACAGCAGAAAUGUAAAUGUACACCGUGUGAUAUAAGCAAAGGAGGUUUGUUUCCACCCUGUUAAGUUCUAUAGUACUUUUCUUGCAAUUUUGUACAUUUUUAAGUUAUAAUAAAUAAUUUAAAGUGCCUGGGCAUAUCUGUUACCCUUUUAUAGCCUAUUUCCUUAAAUAACAUACAUUUUGUAAGUAAAAGAGUUGAACCGGGAAUGACCCAUAACUUGUAAAGUACACAUUACAAAAGACAAAUAAAUGGAUGAGGCUUAAUAAAAUUCUCUCGUGGAUAAUCA